CUGCAAAUUUACUAGAAACCAAAACAAAAGAAAUAUUAUCAGUGUUCGCGAGGAAUCUGGGUAAAAGCUGCACAACAGUAAAUAAUAAAUAAGAAAUACCUUCAGUAGUGCGCAGCAAUAAAGGGCAAACCACAAAAACAGAGAUUUGAACGCGCUUCUUGUGGUUAAAAGCAGCAGCAUCGUCUGUGAAUGGAUUGAUUCAAUGAUUGAAUGAUGAGGGUAUCGCCCGCACAAUACGCAUAGAUUAAUUGACAGUUUUACUUCGACUUCGACUUCGACACCUCGCAAACAUGACAGACGACGAUAAGCUGCCGCUAAAGCAAGCGGAGUUAUCCGUGCAACGAUUCCAGGACAUGGCUGUGCCACAUCAUCUGGGAUUGCUGCAGAAUCACAGGAGUAACAUUGAAAAGAGUCUCGCGCUGGGCGACUGGCAGAAGAUCAAGAAGGAGGAGCUCAAUGCAAUGCGGGUCAUCAAGCAAAUCAAGAAUCUGUUGCUUGAAAUGGAUACUUUGCGUGAGAAGCUGCGCGAUGAGGACAAACCCCGUUUCGAUGAGCUAAUGAAACCAGGCAAAACUAAAGCAUUUGAAGGCAUGAAGACUUUUGCAGAAUUGCAGUUGAAGUCGCCCACUUCCACUUUGGGUUCACAAUACGAUGAAGAUCAGGCUGUGCAGAUUGAUAAUGUGCCUGCUUUGCAGCGUACGCUGCCCCAGCUGCAGGCCAACUUUCAGCUGGAGGAGCAUCAGCUGGCCCAGCGUGAAGCCUGCCUCGAACAGAUGCAACGACUGCAAAAUGAAAUCUACGAUUUACAUGGCGCCUUUCAUGUCAUGCGCCAGAUGACACACGAGCAGGCAGCCAGCGUUCAAUCCAUAGCCGACAAUGCUGAGGAAGCUCUGGAGAAUGUCCAGGAAGGGGAGCGACAGUUGCGCACAGCGUUGACCUACAAAAAAGCCAUGUAUCCUGUAGUCGGUGCAUUGCUUGGCACCUGCGUCGGUGGCCCCAUUGGCAUGGUGGCGGGCAUCAAGGCUGGCGGCCUCGCAGCUGUGGGAUGUGGCAUCUUGGGCUUCACAGGUGGCUCGGUGCUCAAGAGCAACCCGAAUGUAAUGCAUGGCAGCGUGGAGGAGCAGCAGGCUCAGCAGGAGGAGGCUGGGAAUUCAACUGAAACCAUCGAACUUGCCGAGAAAUCGGAAUGACAAAUGUGGCAGGCAAAUGCGCGUCGCUUGGAGGCAGCUACCACUGGAGUGCUGUGCAGCGUGCGCAGCUAUUGUUCCAUUCAAUGAGAGAGAGGAAUUCCCACCCAAAUUGUGAUUAUUGUUUAAUCCAUGUGCAAUGCUACAAAACUAUUGUCAACAUCACCGUCUCGAAAACAGCUCUCUGCUUUAGUCUUUAGCACAUUUCAUGGCAGUUAUUCCUGUAGUUUGUUAUUACAAUUAGUUCUUAACCAUUUGUGUAUAAUUUUAAGGCUUUAAUGCGCAAUAAAAAGUACUAUAUUGCUAACAAGUCUAUGCUAGAUUUAUGCUUAACAACUAGUGAAGUAAAAGUUCUUUCUACAGCGGCACAUUAACCGUUGUCCAGGCCUGCUUGAAGUUCUUCUUUUGUGCGUGCUGCUUCUUGCGUAGACGCUUGGCAGUCUUCUUCUUCUUGAACCAUGCUGGGUAGUUACCAAAUUGAUCCUUGAGUGUUUUGGUAUUAAAAACGUGCUCAACGCCUGUAUUCUCAUUGACUUGCACAAUUCUCUUGCCUUUUUCGAGACUCUCUUGAUGCUCAAACAUCAAUUCACGCUCUUCCUUCGAUUUGGCAUCCUACAAAGUAGUAGUUGAGUAUAGAUUCUAUUAUAUAUUGGUUGUUAUAUAACUUACCCGUUUAAUGUCCUUGGCUGUCUUGAUUUCAGCCACUUCGGCAAUUUCCAUCUUGAUUUCCUUGCCAUCUGCAUCCAAGAGUCCCAGCGUCUUCUUGAGGCGUAUUAACUCCUUGGCAUCGUAGCGCUCCUUUUUGAUUUUGUUCAUUUCAUCGCGACGUUUGCGCGAGCGAUUUUGACGACCCAUUGUGCCUAUUCCUCGAGUAUUUUGUGUUUUGGCAAACUAUUUAUUAAA
Molecule: messenger RNA, 2090 nt
Organism: Drosophila sulfurigaster albostrigata
Lineage: Eukaryota; Metazoa; Arthropoda; Insecta; Diptera; Drosophilidae
Gene: Syx17
Product: syntaxin-17
Exons: 2
Coding region: 291-1190 (299 amino acids)
Biological process (GO): intracellular protein transport; vesicle fusion; exocytosis
Cellular component (GO): plasma membrane; autophagosome membrane; endomembrane system
Molecular function (GO): SNAP receptor activity; SNARE binding
Source: RefSeq, a predicted model, not a curated record